AAAGUCUACCAAGAGAGGAAAUUGAAUUCAGUGUACAUCAAUUUCGGGCCCGUCUGCCAUCACCACAAAUUUACAACACAGCAGUAAAUUGUCAGUAAAUCAUGGAGAAUCCUCACGCCGAACGACAAGCAGUAUUGCUGGAGCGUAUUCUCAAGAACGCUUCAGCGUGCACCGAGAUGAUCCUCGAGCUGAACCACUGUGUGGAGGAAAUACUUCGUGCCAAUGCUUCUGUGAAGAUUGCAGCAGAUUUGGCGACGAAAUACCGCAAAAAUGUUCAGUAUAAUCUAGCAGCAACAACUUUGCACUCGGAGGCUCCAUAACCACCCAAGUUCAAGUUCCAUUUUGUCGAGGUCCGUCUACACUCAUCGCUCGGUUAGAAAGUAUCUUCGAUUCCCAUUAAACAGUGUCCAAGAGUACAACAUCGAGCCGGUGAUCGCGUUGCACACUGAAGCUUCAAGAUGGUUUACGCUCACACUCAACUUCCUUAUACCAAUCACUCAGCUGCGCCGUCUUUUCGCA
Suillus subaureus is the source of this 519-nucleotide messenger RNA. Its product is annotated as DASH complex subunit Dad4. The transcript is spliced from 3 exons. NCBI's taxonomy places the organism in Eukaryota, Fungi, Basidiomycota, Agaricomycetes, Boletales, Suillaceae. Gene Ontology annotation, cellular component: DASH complex; mitotic spindle. Bases 102 to 320 code for a protein of 72 amino acids. The record is from RefSeq and is a predicted model, not a curated record. Gene Ontology annotation, biological process: attachment of spindle microtubules to kinetochore.